UUUUUGGUGAGAAGUAGCUAUAAUGUUGAAGGAAAGUUCCCUCCCUCUGUCUGUCAGCUCCCUCCUCCUGCAGUGAAUCUGAACCAUCAGAGGACAGCAGGUAUAAAGAGAGACGCACACAGAACGGCGCUGUGUCGGCAGAGACGCAUCCCGGGACCACACAGACAAYAUCUACCAUCUGGAGACUGACGGAAAAUAUUCCUCAACUUUAUAUCUUUAUUUGGAGCAACAUGAGAGAGUGCAUCUCCAUCCACGUGGGCCAGGCRGGUGUCCAGACUGGAAAUGCAUGCUGGGAGCUGCUCUGCCUCGAGCACGGUGUCGGCCCCGACGGCGUUUUCCUGGAUGGUCCCACUGAGCCCAACUCUCGUGAAGACCCCUUCAACACGUUUUUUAACACGGGGAGUUUUGGUCGACACGUUCCCAGAGCUCUGUUUGUGGACCUGGAGCCCACGGUUAUUGUUCAGUGUAUUUUCUUCAGAUGAAGUGAGAGUGGGGAUGUACCGGGACCUCUUCCACCCCGAACAGCUGAUCUCUGGGAAGGAAGAUGCCGCCAACAACUACGCUCGAGGUCAUUACACCGUCGGGAAGGAGUUCAUCGAUGGAGUCAUGGAGCGAGUUCGAAAAAUGACUGAUCAGUGCUCCGGUCUACAGGGGUUCCUCGUCUUCCAYAGCUUUGGCGGAGGUACUGGCUCUGGUUUCACCUCUCUCCUCAUGGAGCGUCUCUCAUUAGACUUUGGUAAGAAAUCUAAGCUGGAGUUCGCAGUGUACCCAGCUCCCCAGGUGUCCACUGCAGUGGUGGAGCCAUACAAYGCUGUCCUGACCACCCACACCACCCUGGAACACUCCGACUGCGCCUUCAUGGUGGACAACGAGGCCAUCUACGACAUCUGUCGCCGCAACAUGAACAUUGAGACUCCUGGCUACAUCAACCUCAACAGACUGAUUGGUCAGAUCGUUUCCUCCAUCACCGCUUCACUUCGUUUCGACGGCGCCCUCAACGUUGACCUGACGGAGUUCCAGACUAACCUGGUCCCAUUCCCUCGUAUCCACUUCCCUCUCGUGACCUACUCACCCAUCAUCUCAGCUGAGAAGGCCUACCACGAGCAGCUGACAGUGUCUGAGAUCACCAGUGCGUGCUUCGAACCGACCAAUCAGAUGGUUAAGUGUGAUCCUCGUCGGGGCAAGUACAUGGCGUGCUGCAUGCUGUACAGAGGUGAUGUUCUGCCAAAAGAUGUCAAUGCUGCCAUWUCGAGCAUAAAGACCCGACGCUCCAUCCAGUUUGUUGACUGGUGCCCCACUGGCUUCAAGGUCGGCAUUAAUUACCAACCUCCAACUGCGGUCCCUGGAGGAGACUUGGCCAAGGUCCAGAGAGCWGUGUGCAUGCUGAGCAACACCACCGCYAUCGCUGARGCCUGGUCGCGUCUUGACCACAAGUUUGAUCUGAUGUACGCCAAGCGAGCUUUCGUCCACUGGUAUGUGGGCGAAGGUAUGGAGGAGGGAGAGUUCACAGAGGCCAGAGAGGACCUUGCUUGUCUGGAAAAGGAUUAUGAGGAGUUGGGUCAAAUGAGCUCUGAUUCUGAAAAUGACGACGAAGAAGUCUGAAUCUUACAAAGCUCACCAGGGGUCAUGGGUAGACGUAAAACUGUAAGAAUCUGUUCCUUCAGUUUAGUUCUUCUGUGCAAACUUCCAUCUAUCCAUCCAUUAUCUAUAYCCGCUUCUUUCUUUCAGGGUCAUGGGCRUCACUGGUGCCCAUAUCCAGCAGUUUCAGUGCRAGGGGCAGGGUACACCUGAGAUAGAAUUAUACAAACUUGCAUGUUUGUAAUUGAACUGUUGAAAAACAU
This is a messenger RNA of Austrofundulus limnaeus, 1841 nucleotides long. RefSeq names its product tubulin alpha 5 (gene tuba5). NCBI's taxonomy places the organism in Eukaryota, Metazoa, Chordata, Actinopteri, Cyprinodontiformes, Rivulidae. The record is from RefSeq and is a predicted model, not a curated record. Gene Ontology annotation, cellular component: microtubule. The coding region runs from base 283 to 1602 and encodes 439 amino acids. Gene Ontology annotation, biological process: microtubule-based process. Gene Ontology annotation, molecular function: GTP binding; structural constituent of cytoskeleton. The transcript has 5 exons.